AUGACAGAGGUCAGAGUAAAUACUGGUAAAAAAGUCUUGUUAAAACGUUGCAAACGUAAUGAUUCAAGAGAAACGUGGACAAGAAAAGUGGAUUUCUUAUUAUCGGUUAUCGGUUUUGCGGUAGAUUUGGCUAAUAUUUGGCGUUUUCCAUAUUUAUGCUUCAAAAAUGGAGGAGGUGUUUUUAGAACCUGA
Thelazia callipaeda (thelaziosis nematode) is the source of this 192-nucleotide messenger RNA. The record is from the annotation of a GenBank genome assembly. NCBI's taxonomy places the organism in Eukaryota, Metazoa, Nematoda, Chromadorea, Rhabditida, Thelaziidae.